Molecule: messenger RNA, 3266 nt
Organism: Oncorhynchus mykiss (rainbow trout)
Lineage: Eukaryota; Metazoa; Chordata; Actinopteri; Salmoniformes; Salmonidae
Product: pleckstrin homology domain-containing family F member 2-like
Biological process (GO): endosome organization; endosome to lysosome transport
Cellular component (GO): early endosome
Molecular function (GO): phosphatidylinositol binding; metal ion binding
Source: RefSeq, a predicted model, not a curated record
GAAACGACUAUUUGACACUGACAAAACAUACUGUAUGGUGGUCAGACGGGAACUAAGCGACUUACUACCGAGACACAGACUGUUGCAGCGUAAACAAGACAGAAAUCACAAAACAGUAAAAGGACAAAUUAACUAUUUUUCACCAGCCAUUUAUUUGAUCAUUACUGACAUAGGCCUACCAUUUUGUCUCAUUUGUAAAUAGAUUUUUUUGUUUGUUUUUAUUUUGUUAGUUUCCUGUAGUGUUGUAAUCUUGCUCAUCAUGGUGGACCAGCUGGCUUUCACGCAAGAGAACAGAGAGCGGAUACAGGCAGUGGAGAACUCCUUCGGCCCCUCUGGGAUGUCCCUGAUCAGACCUGACCGGGUCUUGAUAGGCGAGGGGCGGCUGAUGAAGCUGUGUCGACGCCGCCCCCAGCCUAAAGUAUUUUUCUUGUUUAAUGACAUUUUGGUGUACGGUAGCAUCAUCCUUCAUGGACGCUGGCACAAGAAGCAGCAUGUUAUCUCCCUGGAGGAUAUCCAGCUAGAGGACCUGGAGGACGGGGUCAUCAUGGAGAACCAGUGGCUGAUCCGCACACCACAGAAGUCCUUCUACGUGGCAGCUGCCUCCGCUGAGGAGAAGCGUGCCUGGAUGGAGCACAUUGAGGACUGCAGGUGUAAGCAGCUUCAGCAUGCCGGCUGCCAGCCCGGGUGCACCUUCGCCACCACCUGGAUCCCUGACCGGGCGUCCGCCAUCUGCAUGCGCUGCUCUAAAACAUUUACAGUCAACAAACGUCGCCACCACUGUCGUCGCUGCGGCUUUGUCGUCUGCAACGCCUGCUCCAAGAACCGGGCCGUGAUCUGCCACAUCUCUACUAAGCCCGUGAGGGUGUGUCGACUGUGUCACCUCAGUCUCCAGGACCAUGGGGAGCUGACUCAGGAUGAGGUGCAUCUACGGGGGGACAGUGAUGGGAGGAACUGCUCUGAUGAAUCUGACCUGGUCAUGCCCGAGUACGAGGCGACUAGCGACGAUGAGGCGAAUGAGCGGGUAGAACACCACGCACCAAGCAAUUGGGUUGAGUGUCACAACUCUUGGUCCCCAUUUAACUAUUUAAAACCGGACCAUCAAAGUCUCAAUCUCACUGGAUUGUCAAGUCACUUGACUUGACUUGGUUGACAAUUGGACAAUGUGAGAGGACCCUGAAAAGUAUUUACUGAAUGAGUAAUUGGUGAAGAGUGCCAAAUCAAGACGAUACAUGAUCACAUGUAAUCAAAAAUAUUGCACAAAUAUGAACACUAAUCCUACCCAUAUAAUGUAUGCAUUACAUAGAUGUUUUCCUGUUAAUAAUAUAAUAUUCCUUUGAGUGUUUUGGGGGGCUUAUUUUUGUCAUCCUUUUGAUAUAAGGUUAACCUGUAGUAUUCAUUGUUGACUGGCCAUUAUGCACACACGGAGCAUCUUAUUUUACAUGAAACACAUUUCGCACGGAAUACUUUUAUAUUUGUCCUAUACUUAUCGUGUUUUUAAAAAAAAAAGGCACAUUGACAACGUGCCUAUUUUAAGUGUACCUGUAAUUAUAACUCUAAAUGGCAGCAAUAACUAUACCUCUUUAUAUCACAUUCACAUCAACCAUUUAUCUUGAAAUGAAAUAUUUUGAUAGCAACCUUUGGUCAUCCUUGUCCUGAACACCUGGUAAGACUACUUAUUGACCCCCCCAAAACAGCUGUAAUCAAACUAUUUCGUGCUUAGGUGUUAGAAGCCUCCUGCAGACACAUGAACCAGUCCUGAGGCAACAGGUGCAGUAGAUGAGCCUUUCGAGAAAGUUCUUGCGUCAUUUCAUUUUCCCAACUCUAGUGUUGUCAAUGGCAAUACUCUGGCCAACUGCCAAUUAUUAUUAUUUUUUUUUAAGAACUUAUUCAAAUGCAACAUGUCAAUCAUUAACAUUUAAUAGGCAUUUCAAACCAAAAACCAGUUUAAAUCGUGCUCUCUGGUUUCUGAAAAAAACUGUCUAAAAAAGGUUUUUCUAUGAAGAUAAGACUGCUCUCACAUCCCCAGACUACAAAUAAAGUGGUGAUGGAAUAUGAUAUCUUGUGACUCCAAUCCAUUUGAAUUUGGAAAAAAGCUGCUAAGACACUGUUUCUUAGUAAGUCAUAGGUACAAGACUGACAAGCAUCUCUCAGAAAUGAAUGACAUAACUUCUAAUGAAAUUUCCCCUCGAGAUUAAUGACCAAUGUUUCGCUGUAUGAUGUUAUGAGAACCGGCAGGUCCAAGCUUGCUUGCAAAGAAUGAACAGGGAAACGUCUAGAACAGCGAAUGUGGGGGGAAAAAAUAAUAAUAAUCGCAGUGGUGUCAUUACAAACAACCUUUGCACAUACUUCAAAAAGUGCUUUGAUAUCUUAAUAAGAUUCUAGUAUUAUUCAAAAGUCUACAUUUGAAACAUUGACAAAGAGGAACUAGAUUACAUUGCGUAUAAUCUCGGAAACCCAGAAGAAAAAAAUCUUGCGAAAUUGCGACAGAUGAGAUACCAUUCUAUGUUACAUGCACGCAUCUGACCAAGAGUGAUUACAUUGCGUAGCAUUGUCUUCCUUCUCUUACAAAGAAUGUGUUAAGCGGUUGAAUUUCCCUCACGAAACUGUCAAGUUGAUUCACUGAAAUGUUUUCUGGCUUAAUGAUGUCAUACUAAAAGCUUGUGGUGAUCAUACACGUCCCCGUUGUCCUUUAUUUCAUUUAUCAUGAUUUUCAUACAAACACUUUAGUACAAGAGCACUACAAGAUUUUCCCAAUUAGUUCAUUCUAGGACUAGGUGGCACUUAUCACCAUUUUAUGCGCCAGAAGUAUCAAGGCCGGUUUCUCCGAAGUACUCAUCUCUUACAAUAUUCACAUUGCAUGAAUCACUUGAGAUCCCAGGCACACUUACAAGAGGAGUGAUCAGGGUCCUUUUUUCAUUGUCUUGCAUUUGUUGCAAAUCAUGUCAAUUAUAAAUGACCAACAAUAUUCAAUGUGUACAUUUCAACGCAAAAUUUCAGCAACCAAUUAUGCACUACAAUAUAAAUAAAGUACACCUUUCUGGUUAAUUGCUGGACUGUUCGUAUAAGAUACGUUUCAAUCAUACCGCGACAUUCAGAGAUAACAAUUUCGCAACUAAAACAAAACAAAUGUGUACAUUAAAGUGCAAUUCAGCCACUCUUCCACCUCAUAUUCAUUAUCUCCGAAACCAUAACAGUGUCUACACACAGUAUGUGAAAACAGCAAGUUUCUAUGAUCUGUGGUUAAAAAGAUAAGGUGCAAAAAAAAA